UAAUGUUCGCAUGCAUAUGCAUGUGCAUGGGCGACCACAACCAUAGCCCCGCAUCGGAUGUCGGGCUCGGGCGCGCCUCGCGAGAGCGUUUUGCUAUGCAGUGGCAGCUUUUGCGCUUGUCUCCCUCGUCCCUCCCCACAUCUCCUCUUCUCGCCCAGUUCGACAAAUAAAAGGGAAACAAAAGGAGAGCACUGAGACCUUCGAACGAACCCGCUACAGCCACUGCCACGACACCGCCCCCGGCCCUCUGCGCAUCUAUUGAUUUCAGCAUUCCUCCCCUGGCGGCCUGGCCAGAAGAAGAUCCCGGAAGCAACGAACCAAAUCAUCAGACGAAGAAGCGCCGACCAUGGACACGGAGGCGCCGAGCGGGCGGGUGGGCGUCAAGUGCGGGCGGUGGAACCCGACGCCGGAGCAGGUGAAGGUCCUGACGGAGCUCUUCCGCGCGGGGCUGCGGACGCCCAGCACGGACCAGAUCCAGCGCAUCUCCGCCCACCUCGGCGCCUUCGGCAAGGUGGAGAGCAAGAACGUCUUCUACUGGUUCCAGAACCACAAGGCCCGCGAGCGCCACCACCACAAGAAGAAGAAGCGCCGCCGACGCGGCGCGGCAAUGGCAUCGUCGUCCUCCCCCGACAGCGGCAGCGGCAGCGGGAGCAGCGAGGAAGACGGCCGUGUUGCCGCCGCCGCCGACGCCGACCUCGUGCUGCAACCAUCGCCGGGAAGAAGCAAAAGCAAACGGGAGGCCAGAAGAAGCUACGGCGGCGGCCACCAUCGCCGGCUCGUUACAUGUAAGCAGCUAGCGCACACACAUCGCUACGUCAGGGACGUUGUGGAGCAGCAGGAGGAGGACACGUGGGAGCGGCCGACGAGGGAGGCGGUGGAGACUCUGGAGCUCUUCCCCCUCAAGUCGUACGUCGACCUCGAGGCGGAGAAGGUCCGGCGGUACGUCGUCAGGGCCGGCGCCAGCGAGCAGUGCAGGGACUUCUCCUUCUUCGACGUGUCCGGCGGUCGGGAUCCGCCGCUUCUUGAGCUUAGGCUCUGCAGCUUCGGUCCCUAGACUAGAUCGGCGCAUGCAUAUGCACGGUUGCACGCACGCACGCAAGAACUGUUGCAUGUCCUUGGUUCUUGCAGCUGCACUGCACAUACCGACAUGAAAAGGUGUGUGAGGUGAAAAUUGAAAUACGGCAUAAGCGUACGUACGCGCUACCAAACGUUGCAUGGACAGGAUCAGAGAAAGAGCAUGCAGCUGAGAUUUCCAACUGCCCUUUUCAUCAUGAGAUGAGAUGUACGUACUGCGCGCGUGCCCGGCCCCCUUCUUUCGUUCAUUUAGGGCCUGAUUGGUUGCCCGCAUAUAGGCCAACCAGGCUCACGGUAUGCGGCCGUAGUGUGUUUGGUUGUAUGUUGCAUCCACGUAACCAGGCGCGUGCUACUUUGCCGUUUGUUUGGUU
Molecule: messenger RNA, 1445 nt
Organism: Zea mays
Lineage: Eukaryota; Viridiplantae; Streptophyta; Magnoliopsida; Poales; Poaceae
Product: WUSCHEL-related homeobox 9
Exons: 1
Coding region: 347-1054 (235 amino acids)
Biological process (GO): plant organ development
Molecular function (GO): DNA-binding transcription factor activity; DNA binding
Source: RefSeq, a predicted model, not a curated record